UUUCUCUAUUUUUUUUUUUCUGAGGAUGCCAUAGAAAUGGCGAGCUCUCUCCCAUGCAAGUGCAACCUCUAACUCAGGCCACCGUUCGUGGUGUUCUGUUCCGUAAAAUUCUAAUUUCCUUCAAUAACGAAACCACUAAUGACCGAAUUGCACUCUCAAGACAAUGCCGCGGCUGCUACCGAUUCUCCAAGGGUUUCGCGAAACCACAGAGUCGAGGGCGCUUCAACGGAAGAGUAUAGCGUCGGGGUAUGCUCCGAUGUUGACACAUCGUCGAACUUCGAUCGGUUGCUGUCAGAAUUCGAUGAAUACGUGGCAGCUGAGAGACACGUGUCGCGGGAUCUGGGGUUUGGGUUUGAGGUCGGUGAUAUGGUGUGGGGGAAGGUGAAAUCUCACCCGUGGUGGCCCGGCCACAUAUACAACGAAGCCUUUGCGUCGCCUUCGGUGCGUCGCUUGAAGCGGGAGGGACACGUGUUGGUGGCGUUCUUCGGCGAUAGCAGCUACGGCUGGUUUGAACCGGCGGAGCUUAUUCUGUUCGAUGCAAAUUUCGCUGAGAAAUCACAGCAGACGAAUGCGAGGACGUUUUUGAGGGCCGUGGAGGAGGCGGUUGAUGAGGCCUGCCGGAGGCGAGGGCUUGGUUUAGCUUGUAGGUGUAGGAAAACCGAUAAUUUUAGGCCUACAAAUGUUGAAGGGUAUUUUUGUGUUGAUGUGGAUGAUUAUGAGCCUGGUGGCUUGUAUUCUGAUAGCCAGAUUGCGAAGGCAAGGGAUAGUUUUAAUCCCAGUGAGACUCUUGCUUUCGUGAAGCAAUUGGCGAUUGCUCCACAUGAUGGUGGCCGCGGGGGCAUUGGAUUCACUAACAAUAAAGCCACCCUUUCGGCUUAUCGGAAGGCGGUGUUUGAGCAGUUUGAUGAGACUUAUGCCCAGGCUUUUGGGGUGCAGCCUGUGCGCGCCACUCAUCCUCGUAUCAGUCCACUUGAUCAGUCUGGGACCGUUAGGCACACUCCUAGAGCGCCUUUGAGUGGUCCACUGGUGAUUGCAGAAGCUUUGGGUGGUGGGAAGAGCUCUACCAAAUCUCUUAAAGUUAAGGAGGCUUCGAAGAAGGAUAGAUACCUUCUUAAACGGAGAGAUGAUCCAAAUAACUCUGUCCAAUUGGCAUACGAGGAGUACAAUUCCGAUGCCGCAAAUAGUUAUGUAUUUCAGAAGAGGGCUCCACCUGUGCCUGUGACACCUCAUAAAUUAGAAAUACAAGCAGACACAGGAUUUAUUAGUCAUGACGGUGCUGCUUCAAUUUCAGAUGCUAAAGAACAUUUAAAAGGUCAUGUUCAAGAAGAUGGCUCUGGUCAUUCUUCUGCCAUUUCUGCAGACACAAAGCCUCUUCUUGACAAGGGAAAGGAAUCUUUUGAAGAAAUGACCCACAACUUCGAACAUGAUAAUGCUUUUAGUAAAAGCAUGGUCCGGUCUGAUUUGUCUGGGGAGUUGGCCACAGUUGAUGCGAUGUCUCAACUAUCACAUCCGGAGAACCAAGUUUCUGUUGAUGUUAAAUAUGAAGGGAAUGCAAAAUUGUCCGGACCAUGUGAUGAUUUUAACCAAGUAGUGCUGGGACCCCUGACUGCUGGUGGUGGAAAUAAUGACAUGCAUCAGCUUAAGAGCGAAAAUAAUGUAUACGGUUCACCAGUUGAAGUAAAGCAUAAGGUGAAGAAGAAAGUUCCCAAGAGAUCUGCAGCUGAGUUGAACUCUGAGACUUCUGCUGUCGGAGAGAGAAAGAAGAAAAAGAAAAAGGAUUUGAAUUUAAGACCUGCAGCUGAGUUGAACUCUGAGAUUCCUGCUGUUGGAGAGAGAAAGAAGAAAAAGAAAAAGGACUUAAAUUUACAGCCUACAUUAGGCUUUCCAGAGAAGCAUUCUACAUUUGGGGAAUCAGUUUCUGUAAAAUCAACAGGAAAAGCUGUCUCAAUUGGUCUGGCUCCAGGAGAGGAUUUUCCUUCAGAACAAGUGGUGGUGGAUGCUAAUGCCCGUAAUUUGCUGCCAGUGGAUACCAUAGGAAAUGCUAAUGUGGAAUUGCCACAACUUUUGGGUGAUCUGCAGGCCCUUGCUUUGAACCCUUUUCAUGGCAUUGAAAGAAAGAUCCCUGGGGCCGUUCAGCUAUUCUUUCUGCGUUUCAGGUCUCUUGUUUACCAGAAAAGCUUGUCUGUGUCUCUACCAAAUGAAAAUGAAGCUCCUGAAGUCCGCUUCCCUAAAUCUCCUUCCAGUCUCAGGACAUCUGACAAUCCUGAUGAGUUUGUCAAAGCUUCUCAGAUUGUAAAACCUGUGAAACAUAUUGUUCGGCCUGAUGAUCCUACAAAAGCUGGGCGGAAAAGGGCCCCUUCUGAUAGGCAAGAUGAAAUUGCUGCCAAGAGGUUGAAGAAAAUCAAGGAUUUAAAGGCUCUAGCUUCAGAAAAAGCAGCGACCAGUCAUAAAACUUUUGAAGCCCGGCGAGAAGAUGGCAUGGAAACCUUUUCCCAGGCUCCAUCCAAGUUGGUGAAACCAGACACAAUGAAGAAAGUGAACACUCCAGCUAAGGCAGUUGAGCCCACAAUGUUGAUGAUCAAAUUUCCUCCUGAAACAACUCUUCCGUCUAUUCCAGAGCUGAAAGCAAGGUUUGCUCGCUUUGGCCCUAUGGAUCAAUCAGGUUUCCGUCAAUUUUGGAACUCGUCAACUUGUCGAGUUGUUUUCUUGCACAAGGCCGAUGCACAAGCUGCAUAUAAAUACUCUGUAGGAAAUCAAUCCUUAUUUGGUAGUGUGGGUGUGAGGUGUUUCAUUAGGGAAUUUGGGGAUCCUGCUCCGGAAGUGUCCGAAGCUGCAAAGGGUAAGGUAGAUGAUGGUGGAAGUGACAUAGCUCGGGUGAAGGAUCCCCCAGUGGUUCAUCGCCUGGCAUCAGCAUCAUCUAUGCAACCACUUCCUCAGCCCAUCCAGCUGAAGUCGUGCCUGAAGAAAUCGACCGGUGAUGAGUCCGGUCUGGUCACGGGUAAUGGAAGUAGUAGUAAAGGAAAUUCUCGUGUAAAAUUCAUGUUGGGUGGGGAAGAAAGUAAUAAGGGAGACCAAAUAAUGGUGGGUAAUAGAAACAAGUUCAACAAUGCUAGCUUUGCUGAUGCUGUUGCAACGGAUUUUAAUAGUAAGAAUGUUCAAAAGAUGACAUUACAACCCCCGUUGCCUAUUCUUCCUCUUCCUACACAGUUUUCAAAACCCCCUCAACAUAAUUCGCGUAAUUCUGAAUUGGCAAUGGCACCCCGAAACAGUCCGAAUUUUAUUAACGCCACAGCAUCAGCUACUGCAAGCACAGUUGAUAUAUCACAGCAAAUGAUACACCUUUUGACUAGGUGCAGUGAUGUUGUCACUAACUUAUCUGGUUUAUUGGGCUAUGUGCCUUACCAUCCCCUCUGACCAAACUUACUCUUCGCUGCUCCCUUUUCCAUAUCAUUCAUACAUACACAAGAAAAAUUAUCGAGCGGAAUAUUGUGGAUUGGUCAGUUUCUCUGAGAUUUUGAGCUCUAUAAAUGUAAAUGCACUCAUUGUUAGUAGCAUCUUAUUAGCUAUUAUGGGGUGGAAUUGGGGGUUACUCGAUUCAUAUAUAUUUCCUGACUUUUUUUUGUACCUUGGGCGUCCUUUACGCUGUUAGGCCGUAAUGUUACGUUCACUGCGGGUUCCCUGCGUAAUUAAGAAUCACUGUGUGACGCUACAAUAGUUUCCCCAACUAUUCAAUAUAAACACAUUUCUGUCCUAA
Molecule: messenger RNA, 3754 nt
Organism: Vigna unguiculata (cowpea)
Lineage: Eukaryota; Viridiplantae; Streptophyta; Magnoliopsida; Fabales; Fabaceae
Product: PWWP domain-containing protein 1-like
Source: RefSeq, a predicted model, not a curated record